CUCAAUUACUUGGAAGAAAAUAGUUCUACUAGUGCAUGAUUAAUCAGCUCCUUGCCCUGAAAAUCAUCUGGGCAUAGACCAUGAAUACUUGAAAACUGCUUUGAGGAGUACAGAAGAAGCACUCAAAGGUGAGUGACUGAUGUCUGUCCUCUGGCAGCUUCUCGACUUCUCCCCUAGAGUUGCCAAAUUUCUAGAAAUUUUGAAGCCAUGGGAAUAAACAUUUUUCCUUUUUUCUAGAAAAAAAAUAAUUUUGGGGAAAAGUAUUCAAUUUUCUUUUUGUUUUUGUUUACUACUCUUUACAGAUCUAAAGUUGCUUUGUAGGUUUAGGAGUGAGUUCCCCAACCUGGUGCCCUCCAAAUGUUUUGGAUUUGAGCUCCUAUCUGCACGUUCCCAUCAGCAUGGCCAAUGAUCAGGAAUGCUUGGAGUUGUAGUCCAAAACACCAGGAGGGCCCCAGGGUGCUUUUGGAACAUAAACUAUAUUUUGUAUAAUUCAUUUUGUUCAUGCAAUGAUCAUUAGAAUUCAAAACAGAAUAAGCAAUACUUUUAAAUUUAUUGUAAGAAACAUAAUCUUAUCAGCAAAGCAAAUUAUACAUAGUAUAUAUUUAAUUUCCUAUUUUAAGCCUACCCAAAUGGAACAGAAAGGUGGCAUAGAAAACUUAAAAUAAGUGACUAAAUAAACCUACAUUCCCAUAAGUGAUAAUUCUGCAACUCAGUGCAGUCGAAACUUAUAUUACUGAACAUUUAAAAAACCAGGCUUUACAUAACAUUGAAACUGGAUUUAAAUAAAUUACAUUUUCCCAUCUUUCCAUUUGGCUCUAUGUUUCAUAUAUGUGGUCAAGACAUGAUUUUACAGUGUAUUUUGCUUUUGUGUAUUCUUUUAAGAUGAGAUGAAAUGAGAAUGCUGAUGGAAACCUUGCUUUGAUUGACGGAGUUGCUGAAGCAUCAACUAUAGCGAUGUGUGACCAUCCUUUCCUUUUCUCUAUCACAGUUCCUAGUCCGUUCAGGAAUUUGCAGUCUGCUCAUCUUGGGAACUGCAUUGCAGUCAGCGGGCCAUGAGUCACCCAGUUGCCUCCUGCCUUGGCUACAUGUAGCAGUCUGUUCACAGAGAGUGAGGGAAUUAAUGCAUUUCAGGCCUCUAAACAACUGGAGCAAUUUGCUUGCACCAUUUUUUGAAAGACGUUCAAGACUGCAUGGUACAAUGUGCUUCUUCCAGAGCAAGCGCUUGCUGUACCCAAAGACUGUGGUCUGUUGGUGUGCGUGGAAACCUCUGCUAUGAAUUCAAGUGCCCAUUUUAGGUGUCUGUUUUCAAGAUCAUUCCUAAUAGACACCCCCUGCCCCAUCUCUCUAAGAACCGUGGAAAAGUGCACUUCAUUUGGGACGUUUUCCUUGGGCUUGACUGGGAACAGGAAACUCAACUUUUUCAUACAAUUUUCAUACAUUAACUUUCCUACCAUAGGGUUUCCGAUGAAUUUGAAUAUCUUUACGAUUAAACAGACUGAACCAAACAGUAAAUCGGUUCUACUUCAGCUUGUUCUUCUCCUUGUGAGGUUCUUGCAAAAGAAACCGAAGGUGAAACUUACCCUGGAAGCACCCUUGAAACCAGAAGAAAAUCCUGCAGAGGCUUUCACAGAUUCGUCACUCUUUGCACAUUGGGGCCAGGACCUAAGCCCAGAGAACAGGCGCAUUGCCCUUAAGCAGUUCCAGUAUUACGGCUACAAUGCUUACUUAAGUGAUCGUCUUCCCCUGGAUAGACCAUUGCCUGACCUUAGACCUAAUGGGUGCAAGAACCUCACAUUUCCAGACAGUCUUCCUGAGGUCAGCAUAGUUUUCAUAUUUGUGAAUGAAGCACUCUCAGUGAUACUUCGUUCCAUUCAUUCUGCUAUUGACAGGACUCCCACUCAUUUGCUUAAAGAGAUUAUUUUAGUGGAUGACAACAGUAACAAUGAAGAUCUCAAAGAGAAGCUAAAAGAAUAUGUUGAUGAGGUGAACACACGGAAGCCUGGGUUCAUCAAGGUGGUUCGACACAACAAGCAAGAGGGGCUGAUUCGAUCACGCGUCAGCGGCUGGAGGGCAGCCACGGCUCCAGUGGUUGCACUCUUUGAUGCGCACGUAGAAUUCAGCGUGGGAUGGGCAGAACCAGUACUCACCAGGAUCAAGGAAAACAGAAAAAGGGUCAUUUCUCCCUCAUUUGAUAACAUCAAAUAUGACAAUUUUGAAAUAGAAGAGUACCCUCUAUCAGCACAAGGGUUUGACUGGGAAUUGUGGUGUCGAUACCUAAAUCCACCCAAAUCAUGGUGGAAGCUGGAAAACACUACUGCUCCGAUAAGGAGUCCUGCACUGAUUGGAUGCUUCAUAGUUGACCGGGAGUAUUUCCAAGAAAUCGGCCUACUAGAUGAAGGCAUGGAAGUCUACGGAGGUGAAAACGUGGAACUUGGGAUCAGGGUAUGGCAGUGUGGCGGUAGUGUUGAAGUUCUGCCUUGCUCUAGGAUUGCUCACAUUGAACGAGCCCAUAAGCCGUAUACAGAAGACCUGACGACUCAUGUCCGAAGAAAUGCACUAAGAGUGGCUGAGGUCUGGAUGGAUGAAUUUAAAAGCCAUGUUUACAUGGCAUGGAAUAUCCCCCAAGAGGAUUCCGGAAUCGACAUUGGUGAUAUUUCUGAGAGGAAAGCCUUGAGGAAAAAGCUGCAAUGCAAGACCUUUCGGUGGUAUCUUGUCAGUGUGUAUCCGGAAAUGAGAAUGUACUCAGACACCGUUGCCUAUGGGGUGCUGCAGAAUUCCCUAAAAAGUGAUUUGUGCCUUGAUCAGGGGCCAGACACAGAAAAUAUUCCAAUCAUGUAUAUCUGCCAUGGAAUGACACCACAGAAUGUCUAUUAUACCGGUAACCAGCAGAUGCACGUGGGAAUUCUCAGUCCUACGAUUGACGAUGAUGACAACAGGUGUCUGGUGGAUGUGAAUAGCAGACCCAGGCUAAUUGAAUGCAGUUAUGCCAAAGCCAAAAGGAUGAAGCUUUACUGGCAAUUUACUCAGUGAAUAUACAAGCAGAGCAGAUGCAGAAACAUUUAGCAUACAUGAUGUCACAGGGUAAGUUGCCUCAUAGUUCAGUUGCCCAGAGAGAGGCAGCCCAAAAUCCUCCUGGCAACAGCUCUGUGCUCUUGCUGCCCGCCCUCUCUCCCCACCCCAUGUCCCUCUGGAUCCAAGGCCUCUCCUAGCAACUGGCUUCCAUUAAGAGACAUUUCCUGACCAGCCUGAACCAUUAGUUGGUAAUCUGCUUUACAAAAGUAAAUGGCCAGCUUUUAUUCAUGCAGAAUCUUAACUAUGCACACACUUUGCAUUCUUUGGUUUAUGAUAAAGUAAAUUGUAUUUUUAAAAAAAGAGAGAACAAAAGUGCCUUCUGUUAAUUCUCCUUUAAGUAAUAAAAGUGAUACCCCCUCCCCGUCAUUCCAAUCAUACAUAAAUGGAAAUGACAGAUUGUAAAGGGCGUUUAGGAAUAAUAGGAAUCUGAGUCCAAAACAAGAUCUAACACCAUUCCUGACAAGAUGCACUCAUUCCAUUAGUUUUCUGUGAGCUCAACUGUUCUUAUUAGUUAUUUUUUUAUGUCUGGCAUGUGCAAACACACACGCACUAUGCAUAAGCAAUAGAUUAUGUUGCUUAGACUAUAUGAUCAGGAAGAGCCACUUUCAAAGCUAGAAUUUAUCCUAGUCCUAUCACAAACUGGAACUUUCUGUACAAGUUCAAUCAAAAGAUGAACUUGGUCACCUUCCAUUUACCAAGAGGAUCCAUGUAAUCAAGAAUAAGCGCAAAUGACAUUGUGAAUUUAGCUCCCUGGCACUUUGCUCUUCAUACAAGCCUGUAGGGCAUUUUUCUUCCUAUAAGCACUUUGAUGUUGCAGGAAACCCGAGGAAGCAUGUUGUACCCACAAGAAGGAGCACGGAGGUUACUACAGGACGAUCCUACUUUGAUAGUGCUGUGAUGCCUGCAUCCAUUUUAGUAGUAGAUCACAUGCCCCUGAAUCUC
Molecule: messenger RNA, 4014 nt
Organism: Varanus komodoensis (Komodo dragon)
Lineage: Eukaryota; Metazoa; Chordata; Lepidosauria; Squamata; Varanidae
Gene: GALNT18
Product: polypeptide N-acetylgalactosaminyltransferase 18
Exons: 11
Coding region: 1273-3030 (585 amino acids)
Cellular component (GO): Golgi apparatus
Source: RefSeq, a predicted model, not a curated record